AUGAGCAAACAGCAUCAUCACCAUCAACAGCAGCAGUUUACAUCAUCGGGUGGUCCAAACGAUAACUCCUCCAAUAAUGCUGCUGCUGGUACCUCUUCCACUGGUCGAUUGAGCAAUAUAUUGGAGUUGAGAGGAGUGAAUGAUCCUUUGCCAGAUAAUUUUGUUCAACCGUCGUCCAAUAAUGCUUCAAACCACCACCACCACCGCACUCCCAUGAUAAGCCUUGAGAGUGUUCUGGGAAUGCGAGGAGGAUCCUCCACUCUCUCAGAAAACCCCAAUCUCUACCAAGGACAUAUUAACUUUCAUCAUAGCGUUCAUCAUGAUGGUCAUCAUAUUUUGGAUCAUGUUGAUCCCGAUCAAUUCGAACAAGAACAACAACGACUCAGACAAUUCAACUCUCACGGAGGACCUGGUACCAUUGGUUUACCCUCCAUACCAAACCUCCCUCAGAGCGUGAGUGCCAUGUUUUCAAAUACUUCCAACAACACUGGUGGUGGCAGUAGUGGAAGCAAAGAGGUUGGUGGUUCUCCAUUGAUGAACACCAACACGGGUGGACACUCCACAAUCAAUACCUCCUCGAGUGCUUGUAGCAAUAUGAACAGCUCAAGUUCUGGAUCGUUAAUGCGAGGAGACGGUAGUAUGAGUAGUAUGGCCACCUCUACUUCCUCCUCUCAACAUCAGCCACCACGAAAUAGCAUGAUGACACGAAUAGACAGACCAGCGUCUCAGUCAUCAUUUGUGCCUUUUAAUACAGGCAGCAAUAUGAAUGUGUCCUCACAAUCUUACAUGCAAUCUUCUGGAAAUCCAUCCUUUUCUGGAAUGAAUAAUAACACUGAAUCUAUGAAUCAUUACCUUCAACAAUCAUCGAACUCUUAUUCUGACAAUAUUCAAAUGCAACAGCAACAACAACGUUCAUUUGAAAAUGCAAUGACAUUCACUAAUAAUAAUAGCUUUAUGACCAACAACAAUAUGAAUAACAGCCAUUUCAAUUCCAACAACAAUACAAUGUCAAACCAAACUGGACCAUUUAACAACAACAGCCAAUACAAUACCUCUCGUGGAAGUAAUGUACAACCACAACAGCAAGAUGACUACUCUCAAGACGUCAUUCUUCUAGUUGUGGAGCAACAAAAGAGAAUUUACCAACUUGAAGAAGAAUUGCAAAGAGCUCAAGAUUACAUCAACAAACUUCAAGAAUAUGUGACAUUUUUGGAAUCGGAAAAGGAAAAGAAUACAAAGAAACAAAGCAGAUACUGGACUCAAGAGGAACAUAAACUUUUCCUUGAAGGAAUUGAAAAAUAUGGAAAGAAAGAUGUUAAGGCCAUUGCAAGUCAUGUUGGAACGAGAAAUGCAACCCAAGUACGAACACAUGCGCAAAAGUACUAUGCGAAAAUUGACAGAGAACAAAAGAAGGUGCGAAAAGAAAAGCUAGAAGAGGCAAAAAAGCGCCAACCCAACGACAAGACAACUGGUCAUCAUGAUGAAAACAAAAGAACAAAACGUAAAAAAGUACGAAAUGAUGAUGAGUCGAACUCUGAUUCUGCUAGAAGCCCACAAAUUGAAGAAGGAAGUGUUUCUGGAUCAGUCAUGGAUGAGUUGAGCGAUGUAGAAAAAGAUAAUGUCGGAACGCUCCAAAUUGGAUCUGGUUCAAAACAACCUCCUGCCAUCGAUAGCAAUACUACCCGAUAG
This is a messenger RNA of Naegleria fowleri, 1689 nucleotides long. RefSeq lists its product as uncharacterized. Gene Ontology annotation, molecular function: DNA binding. Bases 1 to 1689 code for a protein of 562 amino acids. The transcript has a single exon. Lineage: Eukaryota; Heterolobosea; Eutetramitea; Acrasida; Naegleriidae. The record is from RefSeq and is a predicted model, not a curated record.